AUACAAAAUAUAAUAAGUGAUAUAACAAUCAACCAGAAAUCCCCCCAUGAUGCAGGUUUAAAAAAUGAAUUUAAGGUCAAAGAAUGUAUUCACUUUAUUCUUUCGAUCCUCAUUCGGAUUACCAUUAGGAACAUGGAUAGUUGUGUCAAUUGUUUAUUACUGGUGGUUGAUAUCACGAAUUAAUGUCUUAGAGACACAAAACAAAGUAUUCAAGUCACAAUUAAAAUUAUCACAGAAUGCAAUGAGACAAAUAGAAUCUGAUUCUACAUACAAAGUUCCCGAGAUUCCAGAUGAAGCUGGUACUCUUUGUGAGACAGUGCACAUAGCGUUAGUAUGUAUGGGCAAAUGCACUCGUAUCAUAAUGCCAAUGCUCAAAUCACUUUUGCAGCAUCGACAGAACCCAAUACAUUUUCAUUUCAUAGUAGACACGGCUGCGGAUCAAACUAUAUCAAAAUUAUUUGAUACAUGGGACUUGCCAGAUGUGAAAUAUACAUGUUACAAUGCUCAGAACAGUCUAUCUCAAGUCCGUUGGGUACCAAACAGUCAUUAUUCAGGAAUCUAUGCAUUAGUAAAGCUAUUAUUCCCAGAUAUCUUGCCUGAUACAUUACAGCAAGUUAUUGUAUUGGAUUCAGAUUUGACAUUUCUAUGUGAUAUUGCCGAACUGUGGAAUAUGUUUAGAAAUAUGACUGACAAUCAGUUAUUUGGUUUAGUUGAAAAUGAAAGCAACUGGUAUUAUGAUACGGCUAAAAGAUGGCCGGCACUUGGUAGAGGUUAUAACACGGGGGUGAUGUUGCUAGAUUUAAAUAAAAUACGUAAGAAAAUAAAUUGGACUAAAGUGUGGCAUAGUGCAGUUAAUGAGAACAUAGAACGAUUGAAACAAACAACUUUAGCGGAUCAAGAUGUCAUAAAUGCGAUUAUUAAAAAGGAUCCAAUACUUGUUUAUAAUAUUAGCUGUCAAUACAAUGUACAAAUGUCUACCAAGACAUUAGCUAAAGGCUGCUAUGGUGAAGACAGAGAUAAUAUUAAGAUAAUACAUUGGAACUCUCCAAGUAAAUAUAACAUAAGGAUACGAGAUGCGGAUUAUUUUAAAAAUAUUUACUUAUCUUAUGUUAAUUUUGAUGGUAAUUUACUGAAAGAAAAAUUACAUACUUGUUCACAAACUGAACCUGUCACAUAUAAGAUAAAUCAUUCAGAUUUAUGCAGUAGCUUCCGCGCUGCGCAACGAGUUAAAUUACGCACUCAUUUAUACUACAUGGAGUACACCUAUGAUGACAUAGACAAUUUUGACGUCACUCUAGUGUUGCAGUUGUCUAUGGACAGAUUACAAUUCCUAGAGCGAUUAGUCAAAUAUUGGGAAGGUCCUCUAAGUGCUGCCAUCUAUCUGUCAGAUUGCGAGGUGACGAAAUUCGAAAGCUUUAUACGCGAUUGGUCGGACACUCUCAGUAGUAGAAAGAAUAUAGGAUACCAUUUAGUUUUCAAACACGACGACGUACAUUAUCCUGUAAACUAUCUCCGUAAUGUGGCUCUGGAGAAUGUGAACACUCCAUACGUUUUCCUAAUGGACGUGGACUUUGUACCGAUGGCUGGACUUUACGAUCAUCUGAGGGACGCUGUCAAGAUUAUCAAUCCUUAUGCACAGAAAAAGUGUUUGGUGGUAGCCGCAUUUGAAACGCAACGUUAUCGUGCGUCUCCGCCACGUAGUAAGGCUGCCUUACGAGCUCGCUUGGCGAAUGACGUGGCUCCGUUCAGAGCACGCGAGUGGCCUCGAGGACAUCGAGCGACUAAUUAUACAAAAUGGAUUAAUGCCAAUGCACCUUAUAAUGUCGAAUGGCAGUCAGACUACGAACCAUACUUGGUAGUCCACCGUUCGAUUCCCAAAUACGAUACAAGGUUUUCCGGUUUCGGUUGGAAUAAAGUAUCUCACAGUGUAGAACUACGUGCACAAGGUUACCAGGCGGUGGUACUACCAGGUGCGUUCGUAGUACACACGCCGCAUGCACCUUCGCAUGAUAUAACUGCGUUCCGCGCAGAUCCGCACUACCGUGUAUGCCUAGCAAUACUAAAGCAAGAGUUUAUGGACGAUCUCAAGAGAAAGUACAACGUAACAUUUGAAGAGCCAUCGAAACAGGAAUCAAUUUAUUUGGGACAAGCUAAAAGCCUACUCCUAAAUCAAAAGGACAAAGUAUAAAGAUCUUAAAAUGAAAAGUAUCAAGAAAGUAAGUUUUCAUGCACGUAAAAAAACAAAAAAGUAUCAAUUUUUAAUAAACAAUACUACAUAGGAUCAAAUACUUUAAGUCUUAAAAAAUAGUUUAUUUUACUAUUAUCCAAGUCAUUAAAGUGAAAUGCGUGAGAGUACAAUUUUAGAUAAACUGGUUUAAAUCUUACUAAUAUUAUAAAUGCGAAAGUUUAGAUGGAUGGAUGGAUGUUUGACAGCAGACGACUUCAAAGAGGCUAAAGGAUCUGGAUUAAAUUUAAAGAAUGAGAUUAAUUUCUGUCUUGAAUAGCAUAUAGACACAG
Molecule: messenger RNA, 2517 nt
Organism: Papilio machaon (common yellow swallowtail)
Lineage: Eukaryota; Metazoa; Arthropoda; Insecta; Lepidoptera; Papilionidae
Product: LARGE xylosyl- and glucuronyltransferase 2
Exons: 12
Coding region: 65-2188 (707 amino acids)
Biological process (GO): protein O-linked glycosylation via mannose
Molecular function (GO): glucuronosyltransferase activity; xylosyltransferase activity
Source: RefSeq, a predicted model, not a curated record